UUUGCCUGUUGCUGGUGAGCCGGGUGGGAGGCGGGCGAGGGCGCGCGGGCCGCCGAGGCCCAGGACAGCUUCGGGGGAGAGGAACCGGGAGCCCCGCGCCCCGCGCCCCGCGCGCCUCAGCCCGGCUCGCAGCCCCGUCAGCGUCCCCCCCGCGCGCGGGCCUCGCUCCGGUACGCUCCCGGGCUUCGCCACAGAUCGCCUUUCCGGCUCGGGGGGCAGCCAGCUGGGGCCAGCAGCCCGGUUGCCCCGGUAACACGGGCGUCUGUCUCGGAUCGCGAGGGGGCCCCGGGCCGGAGCGGCGGGGGCUUAGGAGCCAGCGCGGCUUCGGGCCCCGGCCUUCCAGGGAGCGCGGGGGCGGGGCUGACCACCUGUGCGCGCCGCCCCGGGAGGAGGCGCCGCCCGCCCGCUCGGGUCCCGACUGCGCCCGUCGCGGAGGAAGCCGAUCUGUCCCUUGUCCUUAGCGCGUCCCGCCAUGAAGCCCAACUUCUCCAUGAGACUGAGGGUUUUUAACCUCAACUGCUGGGCCAUCCCCUACCUGAGCAAGCACCGAGCGGACCGCGUGAAGCGCCUGGCGGACUUUCUGAACUUGGAGAGCUUCGACCUGGCUCUGCUGCAGGAGGUGUGGAGUGAGCAGGACUUCCAGUACCUGAGGCAGAAGCUGUUGCCCACCUACCCGUCUGCACACUACUUCAGGAGUGGCAUCAUCGGCAGUGGCCUCUGUGUCUUCUCCAAACACCCAAUCCAGGAAUUCACCCAGCAUGUCUACACUCUCAAUGGCUACCCUUACAUGAUCCAUCAUGGUGACUGGUUCUGCGGGAAGGCUGUGGGGCUGCUGGUGCUCCAUCUAAGUGGACUGGUCCUCAAUGCCUACGUCACCCAUCUCCACGCAGAGUACAAUCGACAGAAGGACAUCUACCUAGCACAUCGUGUGGUCCAAGCUUGGGAACUGGCCCAUUUCAUCCACCAUACAUCCAAGAAGGCUGACGUGGUUCUAUUGUGCGGGGAUCUCAACUUGCACCCAAAGGACCUGGGCUGCCGCCUCCUGAAGGAGUGGACAGGGCUGCGUGAUGCCUACCUUGAGACCCGGGACUUCAAGGGCUCUGAAGAAGGUUGUACCAUGGUACCCGACAACUGCUACGUCAACCAGAAGGAACUGCAGCCAUUUCCCUGUGGCAUCCGCAUCGACUAUGUGCUUUACAAGGCAGUUUCUGGGUUCUACAUCUCCUGUAAGACUCUCAAAACUACCACAGGCCUUGACCCUCACAGUGGCUCCCCACUCUCUGAUCAUGAGGCCCUGAUGGCUACUCUGUGUGUGAGACACAGCCCACCCCAGGAGGACCCAAGCUCUACCCAUGGAGCAGCAGAGAAUUCACCAUUGGUCACUGUGCUAAGGGAGGCUUUGACAGAGCUGGAUCAGGCUGUGGCUCAAGCUCGGCGGUGGGCCACCUGUGCUGGCUACGUGAUUGGUCUGGGGCUGCUUCUCUUGGCAGUGCUGUGUAGCCUGGCAGCUGGAGGUGGGGUCAGGGAAGUUGCCAUACUGCUGUGGACCCCCAGUGUAGGACUGCUGCUGGGGGCAGGUGCAGUCUACACCUUCCACAUGCAGGAGGCCAAGGGCUUAUGUAAGGCCCGGGCUGAGCUCCAGCAUGUGCUGGGAAGGGCAAGGGAGGCCCAGGACCUGGGUCCAGAGUCUCAGCCAGCCUUGUCCCUGGGUCAUCAGGAGGGGAACAGGGCUGAGGACCAAUAAAGCUUGGCACUUGGA
Messenger RNA from Myotis lucifugus (little brown bat), 1759 nucleotides. It is a transcript of the gene SMPD2, whose product is annotated as sphingomyelin phosphodiesterase 2. Gene Ontology annotation, cellular component: cytoplasm. The record is from RefSeq and is a predicted model, not a curated record. Bases 473 to 1744 code for a protein of 423 amino acids. The transcript is spliced from 10 exons. Gene Ontology annotation, molecular function: sphingomyelin phosphodiesterase activity. Lineage: Eukaryota; Metazoa; Chordata; Mammalia; Chiroptera; Vespertilionidae.